GGUCCCUGCCUGAAGAGGGAGAGGGGACCCGGAGUUUGGGGCAGGGACUCUGGAAUGCAGCCCCCCUCGCUGCUGCUGCUGCUGCUGUUGCUACGGUGUUUCUCCGUGAUCAAAACCAGAGGGCUGCUGUGCAGGAGUUUCCCAGAAGCCUGUGCCAAUGGGGGCAGCUGCCUGAUGCUGUCUCAAGGCCAAGAGGCUUGCCAGUGUGCCCCUGGCUUUCUGGGUGAGACGUGCCAGUUCCUUGACCCCUGCCAGGAUGCCCAGCUCUGCCAGAAUGGGGGCAGCUGCCAAGCCUUGCUCCCUGCCCUCCCCAGCUCCCCUGGGCCACCCUCUCCCUUGGGGCCCAGUUCCCCUGGCCCACCCUCUCCCUUGGUGCCCAGUUUCUUCUGCACCUGCCUCCUUGGCUUCACUGGCGAGAGGUGUCAGACCCAGCUGGAGGACCCCUGUUCUCCCUCCUUCUGCUACCAGAAUGGCCGCUGCCACAUCCAGGCCUCUGGGCUCCCCCAGUGCAAGUGCUUUCCUGGAUGGACAGGCGAGCAUUGCCAACUGCGAGAGUUCUGCUCAGCCAACCCCUGUGUCAAUGGCGGGGUGUGCCUGUCCACGUACCCCCAGAUCCAGUGCCACUGCCCACCUGGAUUCGAGGGCCAUGCUUGUGAACACGAUGUCAACGAGUGCUUCCAGGAGCCAGGACCCUGCCCCAAGGGCACCUCGUGCCAUAACACCCUGGGCUCCUUCCAGUGUGUCUGCCCCCCAGGGCGGGACAGUGCCCUCUGUGGACUCCGAGCUGGACCUUGUCCUCCCAGAGGCUGUCUCAAUGGGGGGACCUGCCAGCUGGUGCCAGGGGGAGACUCCAUCUCCCACAUCUGCCUCUGCCCACCAGGCUACACAGGCCCAGACUGCGAGGUGGACCCGGACGACUGUGUUGGGCACCAAUGUCAGAAUGAGGGUACUUGCCAGGAUGGGCUCAAUGCCUAUACCUGCCUCUGCCCGGAGACCUGGACAGGCUGGGAUUGCUCUGAGGACGUGGAGGAGUGUGAGGCGCAGGGUCCCCCUCGCUGCCAACAUGGGGGCACCUGCCAGAACUCGGCUGGGGGCUUCCACUGCGUGUGUGUGAGCGGCUGGGGAGGCCCCGGCUGCGAGGAGAACCUGGACGACUGUGCCGCCGCCACCUGCGCCCCAGGAUCCACCUGCGUCGACCGCGUGGGCUCCUUCUCCUGUCUCUGCCCACCUGGCCGCACAGGCCUUCUGUGCCACCUGGAGGACAUGUGUCUGAGCCAGCCCUGCCACAGGGAGGCCCAGUGCAGCACCAACCCCCUGACAGGCAACACCCUCUGCUUGUGUCAGCCGGGUUACUCUGGGGCCACAUGCCACCAGGACGUGGACGAGUGCCUGAUGGCCCAGCAGGGCCCCAGUCCCUGUGAGCACGGCGGCUCCUGCCGAAACACCCCGGGCUCCUUCGACUGCCUCUGCCCUCCCGGCUACACCGGCUCCCGUUGCGAAACCAACCACAACGAGUGCUUGUCCCAGCCCUGCCACCCAGGCAGCACCUGCCUGGACUUGCUCGCCACCUUCCACUGCCUCUGCCCACCAGGCUUGGAAGGGCCGCUCUGUGAAGUGGAAAUGGACGAGUGUGCCCCGGCCCCUUGCCUGAACCACGCUGGCUGCCAGGACCUGCGCAACGGCUUCCUGUGCGUCUGCCCGCCCGGAUUCACGGGCACCAGAUGUGAGGAAGACAUUGAUGAGUGCGCGAGCUCUCCUUGUGCCAACGGUGGGCAGUGCCAGGACCAGCCUGGAGCUUUCCAUUGCAAGUGUCUCCAAGGCUUUGAAGGCCCACAGUGUCAGGUAGAAGUGGAUGAGUGUCUGAGUGGCCCGUGCCCCACUGGUGCCAGCUGCCGGGAUCUCCCAGGAGGCUUCUCCUGCCUCUGCCCCUCUGGCCUCACAGGCCAGUUUUGUGAGGUCCCCCUGUGUGGCCCCGACCUGUGCCAGCACACACAAGGAUGCCACGAUUGGGAGGACAAGGCCCACUGCGUCUGCCCUGACGGAAGCCCUGGCUGUGCCCCCAGGGCAGACAACUGCACGUGCCAACAUGGGCACUGCCAGAGGUCCUCCUGUGUCUGCGACGUGGGCUGGACAGGGCAGGAGUGUGACGCGCAACUAGGGGGCUGUGUCUCCAUGCCCUGUGCUCAUGGGGGGACUUGCUCCCCCGUGCCCUCUGGCUACAACUGCACCUGCCCCACGGGCUACACAGGGCCCACCUGCAGUGAGGAGGUGACAGCAUGUCACUCAGGACCCUGCCUCAAUGGUGGCUCCUGCAGUCCCAGCCCCGGUGGGUACUCCUGCACCUGCCCUCCAAGCCACACAGGGCUCCGCUGCCAGACCAACGCUGACUACUGUGCUUCUGCCUCGUGCCUCAAUGGGGGGACCUGUGUGAACAGGCCUGGCGCUGCCUCCUGCCUCUGUGCCACGGGCUUCCAGGGCCCACGCUGUGAAGAAAGGAUCCGCCCCAGCUGUGAGGACAGCCCCUGUAGGAACGGGGCAACCUGCCAAGAUGCCCCACAAGGUCCCCGCUGCCUCUGUGCCCCUGGCUACACAGGAGGCAACUGCCAGACCCUGGUGGACUUCUGUGCCCAGAAGCCCUGUCCACCCAAUGCCCACUGCCUUCAGGCUGGACCCUCCUUCCAGUGUCUGUGCUCCCAAGGAUGGACUGGGCCUCUCUGUGACCUGCCACUCUCCCCCUGCCAGCGGGCUGCUCUGAGCCGAGGCACGGAGGUCUCCGUCCUGUGCCAGAACGGAGGGCUCUGCGUGGACCGCGGCCCCUCCCACUUCUGCCGCUGCCCGCCCGGAUUCCAAGGCAGCGAAUGCCAGGACAGGGUGAACCUGUGUGACUCCAGGCCCUGCCAGCAUGGGGGCACCUGUGUGACCCAGCCCAAUGGCUACCACUGCCAGUGUGCCCCAGGCUACAGCGGACAAAACUGCUCAGAGGAACCUGAUGCUUGUCAAUCCCAACCCUGUCACAACCACGGGACCUGUACCCCCAAACCUGGAGGCUUCCACUGCUCCUGCCCUCCUGGCUUCGUGGGCCUGCGCUGUGAGGGGGACGUGGACGAGUGCCUGGAUCGGCCUUGCCACCCCAAGGGCACUGCAGCCUGCCACCCUCUGGCCAAUGCCUUCUACUGCCAGUGUCUACCUGGACACACAGGCCAGUGGUGUGAGGUGGACAUAGACCCCUGCCAGAGCCAGCCUUGCUCCCACGGAGGGUCGUGCGAGGUGGCAACAGGACCAGCCCCGGGUUUCACCUGCCGCUGCCCCACAGGUUUUGAAGGCCCCACCUGCAGCCGUAGAUCGCCCUCCUGUGGCCUCCAUCACUGCCACCAUGGUGGCCUCUGUCUGCCCUCCCCCAAGCCUGGCUCCCCACCCCGCUGUGCCUGCCUUAGUGGCUAUGGGGGCCCCGACUGCCUGACCCCUCCAGCUCCUCAUGGCUGCGGCCCCCCCUCCCCAUGCCUGCAUAAUGGCAGCUGUUCAGAGACGCCAGGGUUGGGGGACCCAGGCUUCCGAUGCUCCUGCCCCCCCAACUCUCCAGGCCCCCGGUGUCAGAAGCCAGGAGCCAAAGGGUGUGGGGGCAGAGGCGGAGACGGGGCCUGUGAUGAAGGCUGCAGUGGCCCCUCAGGCAACUGGGAUGGGGGGGACUGCUCCCUGGGCAUCCCCGACCCCUGGAAGGGCUGCCCCACCCACUCCCGGUGCUGGCUGCUCUUCCGGGAUGGGCAGUGCCACCCGCAGUGUGCCUCCGAAGAGUGUCUGUUUGAUGGCUACGACUGUGAGACCCCUCCGGCCUGCAGCCCAGCCUAUGACCAGUACUGCCGGGACCACUUCCACAAUGGGCACUGCGAGAACGGCUGUCACACUGGGGAGUGCGGCUGGGACGGGGGUGACUGCAGGCCCCAAGCUGGGGACUCACAGCAGGGGCCCUCCCUGGCCCUGCUGGUGGUGCUGAGCCCCCAGGCCCUGGACCAGCAGCUGUUUGCCCUGGCCCGGGGGCUCUCCCUGAUCCUGAGGGUAGGGCUCUGGGUGAGAAAGGAUAGAGACGGCAUGGACAAGGUGUACCCCUAUCCUGGGCCCCAGGCCGAAGAGGAGCUAGGAGGAGCCCAGGGGCCCUCUCGGCAAGAGACAGCAGGCCCCCCAACAUCGUCCCAGGGACAGGAGACAGACUCUCUCAACACUGGGUUCGUGGUGGUGAUGGGUGUGGACUGGUCCCACUGUGGCCCCGACCACCCUGCAUCCCGUUGUCCCUGGGAGCCUGGGCUCCUGCUCCGCUUCCUUGCCGCCAUGGCUGCAGUGGGGGCCCUGGACCCCUUGCUGCCUGGACCCCUCCUGGCUGCCCACCCUCGUGCAGGCACUGACCUCCCUGCCAAUCAGCUCCCCUGGCCUGUGCUGUGCUCUCCGGUGGCUGGGGUGCUUCUCCUGGGCCUAGGGGCGCUUCUUGUCCUCCAGCUCAUCCGGCGGCGGCGCAGGGAGCAUGGGGCCCUCUGGCUACCCCCUGGUUUCACCAGCCGGCCCAGAACUCAGCGGACACGCUGCCGGCGCCGUCCACCCCUGGGCGAGGACAGCAUCGGCCUCAAGGCCCUGAAGGCAGAGGCGGAAGCUGAAGAGGACGGAGUUGUGAUGUGCUCGAGCCCCGAGGAGGGCGAGGUCGAAGGAAUGACCCCACCUUCCAAGUGCCAGCUCUGGACUCUAAGCGGAGACUGUGGGGCGCUCCCCCAGACAGCCAUGCUGACUCCCCCCCAGGAGUCUGAGCUGGAGGUCCCCGACGUGGACGCCUGUGGACCUGAUGGGGUGACACCUUUGAUGUCAGCAGUCUGCUGUGGGGGGAUGGCCGCCAGGACCUUCGAAGGGGCCUGGCUGGGAAGUCCUGAACCAUGGGAACCUCUGCUAAGUGGAGGGGCCAGUCCCCAGGCUCACACCGUGGGCACUGGGGAGACCCCUCUGCACCUGGCCGCCCGAUUCUGCCGGCCAACGGCUGCCCGUCGCCUACUUGAGGCUGGAGCCAAUCCCAACCAACCAGACCGGGCAGGGCGCACCCCGCUUCACACGGCUGUGGCUGCGGACGCCCAGGAGGUCUGCCAGCUCCUGCUCCGGAGCCGGCAGACGGCAGUGGACGCACGCUCGGAGGACGGGACCACACCUCUGAUGUUGGCCGCCCGGCUAGCAGUGGAGGAUCUGGUUGAAGAGCUGAUUGCAGCCCAAGCAGACGUGGGGGCCAGAGACAAAUGGGGCAAAACCGCGCUGCACUGGGCCGCCGCCGUGAACAACGCCCGGGCCGCCCGCUCGCUGCUGCAGGCUGGAGCCGACAAAGACGCCCAGGACAGCAGGGAGCAGACCCCGCUCUUCCUGGCGGCCCGAGAAGGGGCAGUGGAGGUGGCCCAGCUGCUGCUGGGCGCCGGGGCGGCCCGAGGGCUGCGAGACCAGGCCGGACUAGCGCCCGGAGACAUCGCCCGCCAGCGCAGCCACUGGGAUCUGAUGACGCUCCUGCAGGGGGCGGGGCCGCCGGAAACGCGUCACAAAGCCGCGCCGGGCCGCGGAGCUGGCUCCGCCUUGUGCGGCCGGGUCACGUCGGGGAGCGCGCCCCCGCGUGGGAGCGGGGCCCUGCCGCGCACCCGGACGUUCUCCGCCGGAGCCGGCCCUCGGGAGGGCGGGGCUUGUCUGCAAGCUCGGACUGUGUCUGCUGACGUCGUCGCUUGCGGGGGCGGGGCCUCUUUGCACGGCCGGAGCCUAUCAGGAGGAGGAACGGGAGGCCAGCCCCUGCGUGGGCGGAGGUUUUCCGCCGGCGUGCGCGGGCCUCGGCCCAGCCCUGCCGUCACGCGGGGAGGAUCCGGAGGCGUGGCCCGGCGCGGGGGUGGAGCCUCGGUGGCUGACUGGCCCUGUGAUUGGGUGGCUCUGGGAGCCUGCGGUCCCGCCCCCAUCACGACCAUCCCGCCUCCUUGCCUUACCCCAUCUCCCGAGCGAGCAUCUCCUCAAACUGCCUGGGGUCCCGAAGCUCUUAGUUCUAGACCCGGGGACCAGAAUUAGAAGGCUGUGGAGGGGACAGGACACGCUGUAAAUGGAAUAUACGACGAAGUGCAAGCAGUUCCGGAAGCCUUACAAACAAAUUUGAGGUUCUAGAACCCCUGGUGGCCAGGGUUACGAUUUGGACUGCUAGCCACAAGGUCAGCAGUUUGAAACCACUAGGCGCUCCCAGGGAUGAAAAAGAGGCUUCCUAUUCCUGUUAAUACUUAGUCUCAGAAGCCCACAAGCGCAUUUCGACUCUGUUCUGUAAGGUAACUGUGAAUCAGAAUCAACUCGAUGGCAGUGAGUUUGGGCUUGUUUUUGAAAACCCCAAAAGUGAAUUCAUGAGUUUGGUUUCCCUCCCAAAAUAAGUGGAGGCUUACCAAAAUAGGCAUAGCCUUCUACUAGAGAAGCUACAGCUUUGGAAAAAGGGUUUAGAGGGCUGGUUAUAAGGGCGGCCCAGCCAUUUGCCCUGAAAAAUAGGAGUGAAAAGCUAUAGGCAGGGUGCAGUGGGAGAUGUCCCCUCAAAGGGAACCCAGAGCUACAAGCAGAUGGGUGGUGUUUGCUAUAUGUAGUUCAAAGAAGCCUCUAUCGGGCCUUGCUCCUGCCCACAAAUAGCUGUGCCUACUAUGCGCCAGGAACUGUACAGUGCCAAAGGGAGCCCCAAAGGCAAUGCUAGCUGAUGAUUCUUUGCAUUCUCCCAUUUCCCCCACCCCCCACCCAAAAAAAGCUCUACUGCAGGGAAGAGGCACCACCUGCCUUACACAUCACUAUUUAAUAUCUGACACCUGUCCCCGUACAAUAAAGCUGAUUGUGAAGUGACUUUGGGGGGGAACGGGAGGGCCAAACGAUAAUAAAUAUAUGGGAGUGACUUUGGGAA
Echinops telfairi (small Madagascar hedgehog) is the source of this 6919-nucleotide messenger RNA. RefSeq names its product notch receptor 4 (gene NOTCH4). The transcript has 30 exons. The coding region runs from base 55 to 6063 and encodes 2002 amino acids. Gene Ontology annotation, biological process: cell differentiation; Notch signaling pathway; multicellular organism development. NCBI's taxonomy places the organism in Eukaryota, Metazoa, Chordata, Mammalia, Afrosoricida, Tenrecidae. Gene Ontology annotation, molecular function: signaling receptor activity; calcium ion binding; Notch binding. Gene Ontology annotation, cellular component: membrane. The record is from RefSeq and is a predicted model, not a curated record.